AUGAAUUUGAGCGAUUUAAACAAAUUGCUAGUUGAUUCUGAAAAUAAUGAAAAUGAAAAAGAAAAAGAAAAAGAAUUCCAAGAGCUUAAUAUUCCAGAAGAAGUUAUAAACAGUUUAAAACAAAUAAAUAUUGUAUAUCCAUCACCAAUUCAAUAUAUAACUAUAAAAGAAGCAAUUCAAAAACAAGAUUUAAUAAUACAAUCUAAAAACGGAACAGGAAAAAGUACAUCUAUAUGUAUAAUAUUGAUAUCUCAUAUAAUAAAAAGAAUACAUAAAAAUGUAGCGAAAAACAAGUUCAAAUCGUUUUUAAAUAAUAAUAAAGAUGAUAAUUAUUGUGGAAGUGCAAUAAAUGGAAACAUAGAAAAGGAUAAUUAUUGUGAAGAUGCAUUUUCCUUUUCUCUCUAUUUUUAUGGAAUUGUUUUGGUUCCUACAAGGGAAUUGUGUGUGCAAAUAAAUGAUGUGAUUAAUAAAAUUUCAGAAAAUUUAAUUAUAAAAAAAAAUAAACAACUAGAUACUACAAACGAAUUUAGAGAAAAUGUUAUAGACAAACAUGUAGAAAAUAGUUAUAUUCUAAAAAUAAGAUCUAUAAUUCUAUAUGGUGGAACUGAUGUAUAUGAUAAUAUAAAAAAUUUAUUUUUAACACUUCCUCAAAUUAUUAUUUCAACUCCUGGACGAUUAAAACAUAUUCUAAAAAUGUUUCAAAACACUAAUAUUGAAUUAGAUAAUAUAAAUUUGUUUCAAAAGAUAGAUUCUAAAAAAAUAAAAAUAUCUUAUUUAAAAAUAGUGAAUCUUUUAUUAAAAAAAUUAAUUAUAGAUGAAGUAGAUGCAUUAUUAGAUGAACAAUUUGAAGAUCAAAUGAAAAUUAUUUUUAAUUCAUUAAUAAAUCCAAACGUUCAAAUAUUAGCAUAUAGUUCUACUUUUAGAGAAUCUACAAUUGAUAUUUUUAAAAAAAUGGUAACAUCUAUAGAUAUUAGUUAUAUUAAUAAAAUGAUAAAUUUAUAUAAUCAGUCUACCAAACUAAUUAAGGACCAUCACUACGACUCGGUUACAAACGACCCAGUUUUAGCUAGCGAGGAAAAUGCCAAAAACGGGCCAAAAAACGGGACAAAAAAUUGGCCAAAAAAUUGGCUGAAAAAUUGUGCAGGUGUAGAGAUAGACAACUCCCCUUCCAAACAAAAUUUAGAUGACAAAGUUUGUGGAAGUAGCUCGUGUGACAAAGUUUGUGGAAGUAGCUCGUGUGACAAAGUUUGUGGAAGUAGCCCGUGUGACAAAGCGUGUGGAAGCAGCUUACUAACUAAACAAUGUAUUAAAACAGCGAUUAAGAAAAAAAAAAAAAAAAAAAAAAAAAAAAAAAAAAAAAAUGUAAAUAUAAAAGAAAUAGAAAAAUAUAUACUAAACCAACAAAAUUUAAAAUAUUUUAUUAUUGAAAAAAUGAAAAAAGAAAAAAAAAAAAUAGACAUAUAUUCUUCGAAAAAGAGAAAAUUUAAAAUGUGUCAAACAUGUACAUCAGUAGUUUUAAUGCAAGAAAAUGAAAAAAAUAAAAUUUCGAAAUUAGACUCCCCAAUAUUAAUGAAUAUAAAACAUUGUUUCAUUACUGUUAACAAUGAAAAUAUGAACAAACAUGAAGAAUUAAAAUAUAAAUUAAAAGUAUUACUUAAAAUAAUAAAAGAAAUAAAAUUUGAACAAUGCUUUCUUUUUAUAAAUAACUCUUAUGAGGGUUUACAAAUAACUAAAAUGAUGAAAAAAUAUAAUAUUGAUUGUUAUUAUGUAAGCUCUAAAGUUGAACAUAAUGAAAGGAUGCAAAGUUUUAAUAAAUUAAAAAAUAAUAAAAUGAAGAUUGUUAUAUGUACUGAUAUUAUGAGUCGAGGAAUAGAUAAUAUUGUGUGUGAUCUUGUUAUUAAUUUUGAUAUACCAUGUAGUAAAGAGAUAUAUAUUCACAGGUCAGGCAGAUGUGGACGAUAUGGAAAUAAAGGUCUUUGUAUAAGCUUAUGCAAUUAUACUGAUUAUAAUUAUUUAUAUUAUUUUAAAUAUACUUUAAAAUUAAAUGUUUAUGAUUUUUAUUAUUUAUCUUCUUCUCAAAAAUGUUCACUCACAAGUGUGCCUAACCAGACCAACACCAAAUCAGACCCGGGCAUAGACGAAACAGACCCGUGCAAAUACGAAACAUACCCAUGUAAGGAAAAAGCAGACCUAUGCAAAGAAAAAGCAGACCCAUGCAAAGACGAAACAGUUUGCGAUACACUUCCUGUAAAUAGUGAACAUUCCGAAUGGGGUGCACUUGACUUUUAUUCAAAUUCUGAAAUUUUAAAAAAUAUAAUUGGAAAAAAUGAUGUUAAUAAAAUAGACAAAAUUGGAGAAAAAGAAUACAAAGAAAAAAAUUUUGUUAAAAUAAUUAUAAAAGGGUUUUACUCAAAAUUUAUUAACACUUUAAAAAUUUUUAAUAUAAGAGAUGAAAAUAUAUAUUUAAAAAUAUACUUUAAAAAAUUAUUAACAAAAUUAAAAAUAAUCAAAAAUGAUAUUACUUACUUUUUUUAUUUACCAAAUGAUAACAUACAUUUUUUUAAAAGCAUAAAUAUAAUUGAACAUAAAUCAAAUUUAAUAUUAUAUUUUAAUUUUAAAAAAAAAAUAAAAAUAUAUUAUACAACCUAUUUGGAUAGACUAAAAUCAAUGACAAAUAUGAAAGAAAAAAAAUAUCACUACACAAAUUUUUGUAUGCUCUUUUUUUGCAAUUCAAAUAAUUAUAUGGUCUUGAAAAUUUAUUAUGCUUUUCUUUUCUUGUUUAAACAUUAUCAAUAUCCUCUUAAUGAUUUGCUUGCUUCGAUGCCACUUAUGUGUGCAAAUAUAAAGAGAAAAAUAGAAAAUAAAAAAAGCAAACAAAUUGGAACGGGCAAACAUAUCGAAACGGACAAGGGAAAAAAUAACUUUGAGCGAUUUAAUUAUUCAUCAGACAGUUUUUUGCUCCUUUAUGAUGAGAUUAACAAAUGGGAUAAAAAAGAAAAUCAAUUAUUUGAUCAUAAAAAUAGCUAUAAUAGUGAUAAAAAUUCUGACCAUGAUGGAAUUAUUUGCAUGAACAAGCAAGGAAAAAUAAUAGAAAAAGGGAAUGGAUAUGAUGAUAUUAAGUUUUUUUUACAAUUUAUAUUUUCUUCAAACAAAAAAAAAAAACGAAAAUAUCUUAUUACAGAUAUGGAGAAAAAUAUAAAUGAUAAAGAAUAUUCUUCAGAUAAUAUCGAUUAUAACAUUCUGAACAAAACAGAAAAUGUAACAUUUAAUACGAUACUAUUUGAUGAUGCUCUUAAUUUUUUAAAUAUUAGUACAUAUGAAAAAAAACAGUUAGCUAAUUUUUCAUCUCAAUGUAAUAAAAUACAAUGUAUAAAUAAUGAACAAAAAAUAAUUGCAAACUUAAAUAGGUUGAUAAAUUCUCAAAUAUUCCUCAAUCUAAAUUAUAACGAAAAUCCGAAUUUGAUGAAAAGUAUUUUUUUACAAAAUCAUAUACAAUUGUGUAAAGAUUUUUAA
This is a messenger RNA of Plasmodium yoelii, 3513 nucleotides long. RefSeq names its product helicase. The transcript has a single exon. Gene Ontology annotation, molecular function: RNA helicase activity; ATP binding; translation initiation factor activity. The record is from RefSeq and is a predicted model, not a curated record. Gene Ontology annotation, cellular component: cytoplasmic stress granule. Lineage: Eukaryota; Apicomplexa; Aconoidasida; Haemosporida; Plasmodiidae. Gene Ontology annotation, biological process: cytoplasmic translational initiation. The coding region runs from base 1 to 3513 and encodes 1170 amino acids.